Messenger RNA from Gryllus bimaculatus (two-spotted cricket), 774 nucleotides. Lineage: Eukaryota; Metazoa; Arthropoda; Insecta; Orthoptera; Gryllidae. The record is from the annotation of a GenBank genome assembly.
CGCGAAACGCAGUGCCAUCGUGAAGUACGUAGGGCCUUGCGGGGCGGCGUUAGCACAGUUGCGUGGAACCGCCGCAGGCGGCGUUGGCGGCGGGGGCGGCGCGGCCCGCCUGUCGUUCGGGGCGUCGCUGUGGGCGCUGGCGCGCAACCGCGACUUCGCGCUGCUGUGGUGCGCGUACGGGCUGAACGUGGGCGUGUUCUACGCGGUGUCGACGCUGCUCAGCCAGAUGCUGCUGGCGCACUUCCCGGGCGCGGAGGAGGACGCUGGGCGCGUGGGGCUGGCCAUGGUGGUGGCCGGCGUGGCCGGGUCGGUGGCCGGCGGCCUGGCGCUCGACCGCUGGCGCCGCUACAAGCGCACCACGCUGCUGGUGUACGCGCUGGCGCUGGCCGGCCUGCUCGCCUUCGCCUUCGCCCUGCGCUCCGCCAGCCUCGCCGCCGUCUACGCCUCCGCCGCGCUGCUCGGCUUCUUCACCACCGGGUACCUGGGCGUGGGGUACGAGUACGCGGCGGCGCUGACGCCGGGCGUGGCGGAGAGCACGUCGUCGGGCAUGCUGAACGCCGCGUCCGAGGUGAUGGGCAUCGCGCUCACGCUGGCCGCCGGGGAGCUGCUGGAGCACGCGGGCGACCGCCUCACCAACCUCGCGCUCACCGCCGUCCUCGCGCUGGGCUUCCUGCUGUCGGCGCUCGUGCGCGACGGCGACCUGCGCGCGCGCGGCGCUGCGGGCGGCGGCGGCGGCGGCAGGGGCGACGCCGUGGAGCCCGUGCCGCAGGAGCC